Messenger RNA from Penicillium bovifimosum, 1410 nucleotides. RefSeq names its product actin family protein. The coding region runs from base 1 to 1410 and encodes 469 amino acids. Gene Ontology annotation, cellular component: SWI/SNF complex; NuA4 histone acetyltransferase complex. Gene Ontology annotation, molecular function: chromatin binding. Gene Ontology annotation, biological process: regulation of transcription by RNA polymerase II. The record is from RefSeq and is a predicted model, not a curated record. The transcript has 3 exons. Lineage: Eukaryota; Fungi; Ascomycota; Eurotiomycetes; Eurotiales; Aspergillaceae.
AUGAACCCUUCCAACCCACCUCAAGCUGCCGAGUAUGGUGGAGAUGAGGUGUCGGCCAUUGUCCUGGACCCAGGAUACUCAACCACUCGCGCUGGCUUCGCCGGUGAAGAUGCUCCCAAAUCACUGAUCCCCACCUACUACGGAAAAUACAAUGCCGACGGGCAGGAGAAGCUCGUAUAUGGCGACAACAUCUUUGUAUCCCCGCGACCUGGCCUCUCCAUUCACAACCCCAUUGGCAGGGAUGGGAUUGUCGAGGACUGGGAUAUGGCAGAGAAGGUCUGGGAGCACUCAUUUGUGUCGCGCCUCACCGGCACGAAAGCGGGAAACCCCUUUCAAAACGGAUUAAACGACGUUGACGAGCUCCCCGUGGAAAUGGAUGUGGAGUCAGAGGAGAAGCCUUUGUCGGAUAGCCCGUUGUUGAUGUCAGAGCCUGGUUGGAACCCGGCGAGGGCGCGCGAAAAGACCAUCGAAAUUGCAAUGGAGAAAUGGGAUACCCCGGCCUUCUAUCUCGCACGCACUGGUGUUCUUUCUGCUUUCGCUUCUGGCAAGCCCUCCGCCCUUGUCAUUGACAUUGGAGCUUCGAACAUCUCCAUUACACCUGUUCACGACGGCAUGAUUCUGAAGCGAGGCGUGCAGCACUCCCCGCUGGGCGGUGAUUACAUCUCAUCGCAGAUUAACGCACUUUUGAAAGCCAACAACCCGCAACCCAUCACAAUCACACCGCAUUACCUUAUCAGCUCGAAGUCGGCUGUUGAGGCGGGCCAACCGCCACAAGCGAACUACAAGACCUUCCCCCCAGACAAGGCACCUGAUGCCUCGUACCGUGCUCUCCUCGAGGAGCGCACACUCACCGAAUUCAAGGAAUGUGUCGUCCAGGUCUGGCCCGGUCCUACCAGGCUCUCAGCACCCGGUCCCACGGGUGUCUCCAACGAAGACAUGGCCCGGAAUACCCCUGGGCGUCCCUUCGAGUUCCCCGAUGGCUAUAAUCAAGUCUUCGGUGUCGAACGUUUCCGCGUGGUGGAGUCUCUGUUCGAUGCCAAGGCUGCUAUUCCCGACCCUGACUCGCCUUUCCCUGCCCCAACGCCUGCCCAGACUAUCCCAGAGCUUGUCAAAGCUUCUUUGGCCGGCGUUGACGUCGACAUCCGCCCCGCCCUACUGGCCAACGUCGUUGUGACUGGUGGAUCUAGCUUGCUUUACAACUUCACCGAGCGUCUGAACCAGGAACUCAUGCAGAUAUUCCCUGGCCCGCGAGUGCGCGUCACCGCAGCUGGUAACACAUACGAGCGACGCUUCGGCGCCUGGAUUGGAGGCAGUAUCCUGGCCAGUCUGGGAACCUUCCACCAGAUGUGGAUCUCCAAGAAGGAAUACGAGGAGCAUGGACCGAACAUUGUGGAGAAGCGUUGCAAAUGA